Molecule: messenger RNA, 464 nt
Organism: Stomoxys calcitrans (stable fly)
Lineage: Eukaryota; Metazoa; Arthropoda; Insecta; Diptera; Muscidae
Exons: 2
Coding region: 47-361 (104 amino acids)
Source: RefSeq, a predicted model, not a curated record
AGUUCCAUUCGCAACUUUAAACAAGUCCGAAAAACCGUCAAGCAAAAUGAAAUUCUUUAACUCUGUUGUGGUAGCUUCAUGCAUUGUUUUGGGUACCCAAGGUGCUCCUGCUCCUACACCUGAUCUAGGAAAUCUGCUUGGUGGACUUCUUGGCGGUAAUGGUGGUGAUCCUCUUAGCGGUGUUCUUAAUACCGUAACCGGACUUGCUGGUCCUCUGGUCGGAACAGCUUUGGGUGCUGCAGCUCCUGUUCUUAAUACCGUUACCGGUGUCGCUGGUCCUCUGGUGGGAACUGCUUUGAGCGCUGCCGCCCCCGUCCUUGAUACUGUUGGCGGAGUCGUCAAUACUGUAACAGCCCUUUAAACUAAAUUCAUUAUGCCAUGUUUUUCUUGGAAUUCCUGUAGGAAAACUUUGUAAAUAAAUUAAAUUUAUCGUAUUCUGUUUUUAAAUUUGAAAAUAUAAAAAC